GAAUAUUGUAGAAUUACAGAACAAAGAGCGAGUUGAUAAGAAUAUUUGCUCUUCAUGUAAUCAUCAAAAUAAACCUGUUAAUGAUUUCAAUUUGUCCAAAUUAUUCGAUUGCGUUUUAGCUCCUAGUAUUGUUGAUUAUAAUAAAUUAUUGACAAGAAUCGAUAAUAUUCUUAAUCAUUUUACGACAUUACAUAAUCAACAUCAUGAUUAUAUAAUGAAUAUUAAAGAAGAAUUAAAUACUUUCCGAGAAACUAUGACCAAUCAAAUUAAUAUGCAUGAGAAAGCUUUGGAAAAACGUGUCGAAGAGAUACUUGCGCGUUCAUUGGAAGCAAAUAGAGAAAAAUAUCAAAAUUUCAUUAAGGAUGAAAUCUCUAAACAAUCAUCAUUUAUUUUAUCUCAAAUAAAUGAAUCUUUUAACACUCUUGUUGAUCGAAUUCCACAGGAUAAAUAUAUACAAAUUAAUUCUUUGAAUCAAUUAUUUUCUAAUGAAAUUACAAAAGAAACAUCUGAACAUCGUUAUUCAUUUGAGCAUGUAUAUGACCCAUCUCAAAAUGUAAUAAACAUGGAGGAUGUGAUCAUUCAUUCUGGCAAUAUGGAUGGUUCUGAUUUGACAUCAUAUUCUACAGAUAUGCAAGAAAAAGAAAUCGUACCUACAAGUUCAACAAAUUCGAUAAUUGAUGUCGUCAAAUCAGAGUUUGCAGAUAAUUCGGCACGUCAUGUUGCACAAUUAAAUAAGAUGUCUCUCGAAAAUAUUAUUCUUUGACUAUAACACAAAGUAUAAACAAAUAUAGUAUGUUAUA
Molecule: messenger RNA, 800 nt
Organism: Rhizophagus irregularis DAOM 181602=DAOM 197198
Lineage: Eukaryota; Fungi; Glomeromycota; Glomeromycetes; Glomerales; Glomeraceae
Source: RefSeq, a predicted model, not a curated record